AUGUUAGCGUUCACCUUCUAUGCUUGUGCAGAGUGGGUACAUAAUCAAGGUUGUAAACCUUCACCUUCGUUCUGUGUCAAGAAUUCUGUGGUCUUAGAAGAAACUAUUUUGGAUCAUCCAACUGUGCCAGAUAUAUUGCGCCAUAUUCUCUAUAAUCAGGUAAAUAAUAGACCUUAUUUUACACCAUCUACUUCACGAACGCUAAUAGAUCUUAUAUUUUCAAGUGCAAUAUCUAGCAAUGCAGGAAUUUUAAUGUCUUGCAAGUAUAAAAAAACAUAUGACCUAUCUGACUGCUGUAUUGAAUUUGAUGAACCUCCGGUGCAACCUGUCAAAGUUGAUGAAAUCAAAGCUAAUCCUAAAGACAAACCACGUCAACUGCCUUCAUGUUUUCAAGAUAAUUUGCAAACAGGUUCCUUCAAGAAAAUUUUUUCUAACCUAAGUUUGUUGAAACAACUACUUGGAAAUCCUGACUGCCAGAAUUCUUUGCUGGAACCAUUAAUUUUUAGCUUACGACAGUCACCUUUCAUAUUGAAACGCUUGAGAAGUUGCUUGGCAAAUGGUCUAAAACCAAAUGACACUAAUGUCUGCUUAUAUGAGAAAAUUUAUACAUUACUACUGCAACUGUGGUUUCAAGCUGCUAGGGAUCGUACGUUACUCAAGAAUUUUCCACAAUCAUAUAUAUGGUUGUGUGGUUUCACUUGCCCGAUGUAUGAGGUAAUGAGUAUUACUGGAUUCUAUGAUGCUGUUAUAUGGACUGGGCGUUUUCUGACUGCUUAUGAGAAUAUGUUAAGGUCAUCAAUUUUUAACUCACCGCACUGGUACCUACAAAUGAUUACGGAUGCAGUGAUUGCUAUAAUAGAUCGAUCAGGAAAAGGUAGUCAACAGGAUAUAUCAUCUGAUCAACUGGAUGAAUUGCUUUGUAGUUGUAUGGCUGCAAUUGUCAGACCAUUUCAUGCUCUCAGAAUUGAAGAUCACGAAGUUUAUGCUGAAAUGUCUCGAGCGAUUAAAGUCCCUUUAGAAUCAAUUGUAUCACAUCUUUCAAGUUGUUUAGUUAUAAAAGAUAGUUCAAGUACAAAUAUCAAAGAAAAGAAAAGAAAAACGACAGAACCAACAAGUACGACAACUAUACAUUUUAGACUAAAAGAGUUCAUAGUUCAUCAUCUUAUAUUUCCAAUGGUUAGAGCAUGUGACAAAUGGCAAUGGGACAAGCAAAGUUGGGAAUAA
Schistosoma guineensis is the source of this 1224-nucleotide messenger RNA. The record is from the annotation of a GenBank genome assembly. NCBI's taxonomy places the organism in Eukaryota, Metazoa, Platyhelminthes, Trematoda, Strigeidida, Schistosomatidae.